Molecule: messenger RNA, 1254 nt
Organism: Argentina anserina (silverweed cinquefoil)
Lineage: Eukaryota; Viridiplantae; Streptophyta; Magnoliopsida; Rosales; Rosaceae
Product: nudix hydrolase 20, chloroplastic-like
Exons: 9
Coding region: 6-1076 (356 amino acids)
Molecular function (GO): 8-oxo-dGDP phosphatase activity
Source: RefSeq, a predicted model, not a curated record
CAGAGAUGGCCUUGGUCCGCUCCUUCCCUUUCACCGCCAAACCUUUUCGCGCUUUCCCCAACAACCCCAAAACGCCGUCGUUUCUUUCUCAGUCCACUCUCCCUCUCCUCAUUCGCCGCAGCUCCUCACUCACAACCUCCGAUGUCCUCUUCACCUGGGACGACGCCGUCCGGAUUUCCCAGCCGGAUUCCCUCCCCGACGAGCCUUCCAAUCUCCGAGGCUACUCCGACAAGGUCAAACUCUGCAACCGCGGACUCGAAUCGCAAUCGGAGUUCCGUUCCUUCGUAAUCGAGGACCAAAUCGUCGGGUACAUUCACAACGGGUUUGCUGAGAAUUUACGGAGUUACCGCGACGUUUUUACUUUUUUACCGGGGCAGGUAACUCUGCAUUCUUCGUUGCGCACGGCGGAGGAUAGGACUAGAGCUGUUGGAGAUGUUAUUAAGAGCUUAGGGGAGGAAUUAAUUCCAGGUAUAAGAAAUGAGUUGUACCCGGUGACGGCGGCUUUUGGGGCUCCAGCGUAUUUCUCGCUUGAACGUGCAGCCGCUCCUUACUUUGGAAUAAAGGCUUAUGGGAUACAUAUGUGUGGCUAUGUUGAGAAAGAUGGAGAGAAAUUUCUAUGGGUAGCAAAGAGAAGUCAACAAAAACCCACCUAUCCAGGGAUGCUUGAUCAUCUUGUAGCUGGUGGACUGCCUCAUGGGGUAGCUUGUGGGGACAAUGUCGUGAAGGAAUGUGAAGAGGAAGCUGGAAUACCAAGCUCCAUUUCAAGGGGUGCUGUACCCGUUGGGGCUGUUUCGUAUAUGGACAUUGAUGGGUAUAGAUACAAAAGGGAUGUCUUGUUUUGCUAUGAUUUAAAACUUCCCGAGAGUUUCAUGCCUGAGAAUCAAGAUGGAGAGGUGGAGAGUUUCAAGUUGAUCCCUGUGGAGCACGUUGCAAACAUCAUCCAGAGGACACAGUUUUUCAAGCCAAAUUGUUCACUUGUUAUCAUUGAUUUCCUGUUUCGACAUGGGUAUAUUAGUCCCGAAUGCUUCGGAUAUCUGGAUCUAUUACAAAGUCUGAGAAGCGGGAGCUGCUCCUAAUAUUAAUUUUUACUGUACUUUACCCGUAGUGGCUAUUUCAAAAUAUGUGAGAGUAGCGCAUUGCUUGGAAGAACACUAAUGUUCAGUUGCUAUUCCUUCUUUUCCCAAUUUACUGGCAAACGUAUAAGAUAUUACAGUUAUGUUUGCUUGUAUGUAAUGAGAAUUCCCUUUGCCGAAC